CUUCAUCAUCACUCGCACCUUCAUCACCAUAAUCGCAUUGUUCUAAAAAUAAGCAUAUAUAGACGCACAAGCCACACUAGCCAGCACCAUAUACACUAGAAAAAGCAAAAGAACAAACCAAUACACCAGACAAAACCUCCAGAAUGAGCCCCACCAAACCCAUCAUCACCCCCGCAUUCACCAAAUCGCUUCCCAAGGUCGAGCUUCAUGCCCAUCUCACGGGCAGCAUCAGUCGCCAAUGUCUGCAUGAGAUCUGGGAGCGCAAGAAGGCUGAAAAUCCAGCUUUCGAUGUGCAAGACCCGUGGGAGGUGAUGCCUCCUGGUAAGGUGGAUUAUUCUCUGGCUACCUUCUUCAACGUCUUCUCCAACUCAAUCUACAACCUCUGCUCCGAUCUCCCCAGCAUCGCCUACGCGACGACCUCCGUGCUCGAAGACUUCUACGCCGACGGCAUCCGCUACCUCGAACUGCGCACCAUUCCGCGCCCAUCCCCGUCUUUCUCAAGAGAAGAAUAUUUGCUCACCGUGCUCGAUGCAAUAGACGCAUAUGCCCACACCCAAGCCGCUCUCGAUCCCGACACUCACAAAAUGACGACCCGACUAAUCCUUGCUAUCGACCGUGGGCAGAUGUCCCCCGCUGAUGCGAACGAAGUCAUAGAUUUGGCAAUUGCCCACAGGCACCGCGGUGUCGUCGGCAUUGACAUCUGCGGAAAUCCCACGAAAGGCGACGUUUCUGUAUUUGCGGGGGCGAUGGAACGCGCGAAGAGUGCUGGGUUAGCCCUGACGGUGCAUUUCGGCGAAGUGUCUUCUUCGACUCUCGCGUCGUCGUCAGCGAAGACCGCAGCGGAGGCGGAGAAGGCCUUGGAGAGUGAGUUGAGAGAGAUGCUGAGCUGGAACCCACGCAGGUUGGGCCACGUCAUUCAUGUCCCAGUGGGCAUCAAGAACGAAAUCAAGAAGAGGGGCCUCGGCCUCGAGUUGUGUCUAUCGUGUAAUGUGCAUGCGAGCAUGUUCGAUGGCGGGUUUGCGGAUCACCAUUUUGGGGAGUGGUGGCGGGAAUCUGAUUGUGUUGCUGUGCUUUGUACUGAUGAUGUGGGCUUCUUUUGUAGCCCCAUGUCGAACGAGUAUUUACUCGCGGCGGAGCAUUUCAAUCUAUCGCGAGUUGAUAUCCUACGUCUGUGCCGGAAAUCCUACGAUGUUAUCUUUGAUGACGAGACUGAGAAAGAGCGGCUUCGGCAAUUGCUGGAUGACUUUGAAUCCAGCUACGCGAAGUGAGCGUGCACAUCAUGAAGCAUAGAGGAAUGAAUGCUAUGGCAUUAUCUUU
Molecule: messenger RNA, 1317 nt
Organism: Aspergillus candidus
Lineage: Eukaryota; Fungi; Ascomycota; Eurotiomycetes; Eurotiales; Aspergillaceae
Product: putative adenosine deaminase
Exons: 4
Coding region: 144-1268 (374 amino acids)
Biological process (GO): inosine biosynthetic process; adenosine catabolic process
Molecular function (GO): adenosine deaminase activity
Source: RefSeq, a predicted model, not a curated record